CGCCCCCUCUCUCCAGGAGGAAGAAUAAUUGGCACUUUCCUGUAGCCAAUAGCUGGCACUGCGGUGCUGCCAUUCCAUUCGCUGAUUGGUCAGGCUAGACGUCAGUGAAAUCUCAGUACGUCCCCAUUCGUCCUACCCUGGAGGUAAGAGGGGGCAGCAGUGAGGGACUCAGGAAUUCUGCAUCAUGAAAAUGAUUGAGAAUGUUGACUCUGUAGUGACUAGGUCAAGCCAGGACCUCUGGGCUGAAAUCUGUUCCUGUCUGCCAGAUCCAGACCAGAAAGAUGACUUUAGUGAUACUUUUACAGAUUCCUUCACAGAUUCUUACAUCAGUGGAGAAAGCCAGGAUGAAGAACCAGGUGGUUCUUUCCAAGCAAACCUGAAGCCCUGGGCACCUCUGAAAGAUUCAGAGAUAUAUUUAGCAUCACUAGAGAGAAGACUGAUGAGAAUUAAGGGUUUGUCUCAGGAAGUGACCUCCAAGGAUAUGCUGCAUACUCUUGCCCAAGCAAAGAAGGAAUGCUGGGAUAGGUUCCUGCAGGAAAAGUUUGAAUCUGAAUUUUAUGUGGAGGGACAUGAAUCUGAAGAGAGCACCCUGGAACAUUUAAAGCGGUGGCUGCAGCCUGAUAAAGUGGCAAUCAGUACUGAAGAGGUACAGUACCUGAUUCCCCCAGAGUCCCAUAUAGAGAAGCAAGAAACUGGGGAAGAGUCUCCAGCAGCAGAACAAUGAAAUGCACUCCAACCAUGCGAAGCAGCUGUCCAAGGACUGAUGGAGCUGCAUUCAGUGGCAGUAAUAAAAGGGUAGGGUGAGGAAAUUGCCAGUUUUUGGUCAGCAAGGGAAAGAGCUAUGGACAUCCAGAGGAUAGAAUUGCAUUUGUUAUCGACAGGAGUGAAGUGUCCUGCAACUUCGUGCAUGCUGGACUUAAAUCUUGUUUUUAUCUACGUGGUUUCCCAUCGUGUAGCAAAACAGUCAUUCCAGUUAAAAAAAAAAAUUUGUAAUUCACUGAGAUGAUUACUGAACAAAAAAGGGGGAUAUCCUAGAAUAGCGCAGCUAAUAACUCAGAAGACAGACAUUUCUUCCUCCUUUCUUGUAUCCUCACUUUGUGGCUAUAUCUUUCCUGUUGCUAGCUUCACAGGCUUUACUCGUUGAUCUGUUACAACAAUUCCGCUGUAAAGUUAUCUAUAAAACUCCACAAUUUGUGCUUGAGUUGGCUCUAAACUGUAUCCUGGAGAGAUGAGAAACAUUUGUCCUGUUUGGAUUUGGUGCAAACUAAAUGGGAUCCUACUCUCCAAUGAUAAUUACCAAAGCCUGUUUAACAUUCUUCUCUUUAUAAUGUACCAGCCUGGAAUAUGACAUUUAUUGGACUUUCAGACAGUCUUGUAUGAAAAGUGUUCCUCUACUUUUUUUCUUCUGUUCGAUUUGUUUUUUCCCCCCCAGAGCAGGGCAGGUUAGAUUCUAAAUCUAAAUUAUAGAUUCUAAAUCAGGGGAAGUGAUAACUGAUCAAUGGAUUGUUUUCAUGUUAAAUAAUUCUUACAUUAAGCCUGUUUGUAUAGAUACUUGAUCUGUUUUAUCUACAGCACACUGUCCCCAAUCAUUACUCAGAGGGUCUGUAAUCCUGACCUUUGUAUAUGAGUGACUCUUAUAAUUAUUGUAUAGCUGCAGUUUCUUAUGAUAUCAACAGUAUAGGGCAAUAGAGAGCAAUGGCCUACAGCUUCUGCUGGGUUCUUAAAACUGUAGUGAUUAGUUCUAAUACUUUAUACCGAUGUAGAAGUUAUGUAGCAAAAAUGGAUCUGUGAAAUGCACUUGCAAAUCAGCUUCUUGAAAUACCUACCACUGUUUCCAUGUCUCCAUAAUUGAGUGGUGCUAUUGUCUCUUGAUUCGAGCCAUGGUUUUACUGCUACUUCUGAGCAGGAAGUCCAGUAGGAUGACUCGGGACUCGUCUAAAUGGGGAAAUUUACCUGCAGAACUAUAUCACUAUAGUUACACCAAUAUAAGUCCCUGCAUGAACACUCUUAUUACAGAAUAAGUGUCCAUGUGGGAAAUUAUACUAAUAUAACUAUAUAUUAUACACACAAGUAUAUAACUAUACUGGUAUAGUUCUGUCAGUAAAUUUCCCUGCAUAGACAUGGGAAAUACAGCUCGUCAUUUGACCAUAUAGAGCUGGGUCUUUUAUUGGCCCACAGCUGGGAAGAAUUUACAGUAUUAGUGCCAGUGAAAACCCAGACUUAAGUUUCCUUCAAUGUAAAGCUACUUAUUUGAAAGAAUCAGACAAGCAGCAAAAAGGUUAUACACCGCUUCUUCCUAAUAAGCCUCAAUUCCCCAAGCAUAAACUCUUAGUAACUACGUUGGCCCUACGCAUUAUCCUGAUUGGCAAAUAAAGCAGGUAUAGCUACCAGUUCUAGAUGGAGACUUCUUUUCCUUUUCUUCUCAAGCACUUUGUCUGUCAAGUGUCCCUGGGGCAGGGUGUUGGCUACCCUGAAACCCUUGUGAUCCAAAAGUCUCUUUAAAAGUCCCUCACAGUAGGGUGUUGGCUAUAGUGGCAGUCCUACAGCAUCACAAGCCUCCUCAGAUAGUACUUGGGUGGCAGUGGCACGUAUGAUUAUUCCCCAGUACUUAUACCCUUAUCUCCAAGGAGUCACAUGUCCCCCAAAUAUGCUGUAUUGGCAUUUCAUAACUUUGUGUUUUUUUUUUUUCUGCUUAAUAUUUUUGGAAGGGACUACAGGGACAGACUGAAGGCCAACUGACCUUUACCUUUUCAUCAAUCAUUCACCACAACUCUUUGUUGUGCUGUCCCAAGGAAUCAGUUGACCCAAGUGAGUUAGUACCAAGUCCACCAUCUAUGUUUUCAGCGUGUUUUCUCGGUGGUCUGACCAUUGACUGCCCAUGACAGUUCUUCCAGAUCAGCACAAAUACACAGAGCCCCGAUUAAACAUCCAAAGUACGUAGUUGUGUCAGCAACCAAAUGCAAGUUCAGCACUCUCACUCAGUAACUUUCCACACCACCUGUCUGAUGCUAAGGGAACCGUGAUCCCAGAAUCCCCUAGCAAAUUCAGACUUAUUAAGCUGUACCAGUCUCAUGUCAAUCACAGUAAUUCAUAAUGAUGAGAUGGUGCUGAAUUAUUAAGGACAGGAGAUGUACAAGAUGGUUUUUUUAAUUAAAUAGUGGAAAUUUAACUCCCCAAAAUUUAAAAUGCUGUUUAAAAAUAGAAUGUACGUGUAAAUUUGAAAAUCUCUUGCUUUAUUAUACCUUGAUACUGAGUUUCUAUUCUGUAGCUGAAACUAUGUUGUCAGACUAUAAUGAGGGUGACUUCCUAUUUGAUACAGUUCACAAGAAUGUGUUAAUGAUUUCCUCUUCUUUGUAAUCAGAGAUUGUGGUUAGGAUAUUUUAUACUACACUGUAGUUUCCCUUUAAAGCUGCUAGUAAUGAGAUUAUACACCUGGAAUCAGAAAGUCUCAACCUAAAUUGAAGUUUCAACAAAAUUUAAAUAUUUGAACCUACAGAUUACCUCAAUUACUCAAUCUCAUGCAAAAAUAAACCAGUUUCUAUGACUUAAAUUUUACGUAUAAUAAAAUGAAGCUAAAUAUAUGAAUUGGCUCUUCUGUUUAUUCAGAGGGGGAAGCUUGGAGCAAGCAAUUUUGGUUUUUGACUUUUCCAUUUUAAAAAGUGUUGCGAUCCCCAAGGAAAAGGAGGAUUAGUGGAAAGAGCUUUGUUGUCUGACUACAUCAUUAGCAACUGAGCUCUUCCCAUUUACACUAUGUCACCAGUCACAUGACAUCCCCACUGGAUGUCACUGCACUGAACAAUGUAUAUUAGUAAGAUGUAGGUAGUAGAUUACACACUGAACUAUGGACGUGUAGUCCUAUGGCAUUGUGAGCCAAUCUUGGUACCUCAGAGACAGAAAACUGAAAGGGGAAGUGGGCCAUUGUAGUCGGUAAAUAGUUCCAUUCAAUUGUAUUAGUGAAGCCAGUUGUGUGAGGAGCAGAGUACCUUCAGCUCCCACAAAGCUGAGUCCCACAUGCAGUAAUAUCAAUGGGAGUUUGUUGCCUUCAAAUGGUGCAGGAUCAGGCCCACUGACUAGUGUACUUAGCCUUUUGCAGAACAGGGUGAAAUAAGUCUUUGCUAUAAUUUAACUCUGAACAAAAAACACAGAAAAACUUAUAAAAACAUACCUGUAAAAGAUUGUCGGGGGGUAAAUGGAUGUACAAGAUUCAGGAUAAAGGUGAAUCAGGUCCACAAAAAACUGUCCACAUCUUCACAACAGAAAAUUAAAAACUAUCAAAACUUAAAGACUCUAUUAAAUGGCUUUUAACUGGAGAUCAGAUCCAACCCUCCCAAUGUUGGUGAAAUCUAGAUCCAAAGCCUCUGGCUCAGGCUUAUCUCUACAUCUGCCUUGAUCCAGGCAGAAAGAAGUGGCAUAUUAACCUGAGAAUAAACAGAGAAACAAGGGAAGUUGGUUCAUAUAUCAACAUUGAAACUGAUAUAGCCCAGUAAUAUAUGUUAAAGUACAGAAAAAUUUAGAUGCACUACAGUUGAGUAAAAAUGUACAUGUGUGUAUACAGUAACACAUUGUACUUUGACUGGACUACAUGGAUAAACAGAGGAACACCAAAACUACCAUACACACUUUUAUAUAAAUGAUAAAAUAUGACUUUCCUGCAGCUAGGGGGAAAACACAACCACCAAGAAAUGAAAGCUAGAGUGCACCAUGAAUGACUUCUAAAAAUGUCCAAAACAAGUCCUUUCAGGAAAUCAAACAAAAACAAAUCCAAACUGGAGAAAA
Chrysemys picta bellii (western painted turtle) is the source of this 4776-nucleotide messenger RNA. It is a transcript of the gene CCDC32, whose product is annotated as coiled-coil domain containing 32. NCBI's taxonomy places the organism in Eukaryota, Metazoa, Chordata, Testudines, Emydidae. Gene Ontology annotation, biological process: cilium organization. The record is from RefSeq and is a predicted model, not a curated record.